ACCAGUUUCUCACGGUUUGGUAGUAUGAUGACGUCAUCUACGCAAUUUCAAGAUGGCGGCUGCAAGGUGCCGGUUUCAUGCGCCGUGUUUAGGAAAUAAAUUACUGGAUUUGGCGCGAAGUUCAAGAUGCCUUACAACAUUAGCAAGGCCCAAGAUUGUAGACUCUUCUCAGAAGCCCAGUAGUAUAACCAAGGGGCCACUUAGAGACUAUGAUGAACUGGUUGAGAGUGGGCAGCUGAGUAUUGACAAGCACCAGCGGCAGAUAGUGGAAAAACUACAAGGUCUUUACAAUGACGUUAGAAACUAUCAUCCUGACAAUGGGUCAGGAGGAAUAAUAAGUAAAAUUUUUAGUCUCAACAAAGCAGCAAAAGUGCCGAAAGGGUUAUAUUUAUAUGGCAGCGUAGGUUGUGGUAAAACCAUGUUGAUGGAUCUAUUCUAUGAUGCUGUGCCAAUCCAGAAAAAAGUUAGAGUUCACUUCAAUUCUUUUAUGCUGAAUGUACAUUCUCAAAUUCACAAGCUAAAGAAGGCCCUGCCACCUCGAGAUCCGUUGUCUGUCCGGUCCCAGCCUUUCGACCCGAUCCCACCUGUUGCUGAAGAAAUCAGCUUAAAGUCCUGGCUGCUGUGCUUUGAUGAAUUCCAGGUAACAGAUAUUGCAGACGCUAUGAUCCUAAGAAGACUCUUCACGGCCCUGUUUGACAAAGGUGUUGUGGUGAUUGCUACAUCUAAUAGGCAUCCUGAUGAUUUGUACAAGAAUGGGCUACAAAGAAGUAACUUUGUCCCUUUCAUCCCUAUUUUAAAGAAAAAUUGUACUGUACUAUGCUUGGAUUCGGGAAUCGAUUAUCGAUUAAGAGAUAUUCAGUAUGUUGGAAAGGUUUAUUUUAGCUCACAUGACCCUCGCACCAAUAAAGAGUUGGACGGGAUUUUCCGCAACCUCACCGACUACGAGGAAGACACGUGCAAAACACGUGCCCGGGAUAUCCCGGUACUUGGUGGAGCACGCACAUUGCACGCGCCUAGAACGUGCGACCUAGUGGCGGAUUUUACAUUCGAAGAGCUUUGUGCUAGGCCUUUGGGUGCUGCGGACUACCUUGCGUUAUGCAAACACUUUGACGUCAUCUUCAUACGGGACAUCCCGCAGAUGACGCUGUACAAGAAGACCGAGGCGCGCCGAUUUAUCACACUUAUCGACACGCUGUACGAUAAUAGGGUACGGUUGGUUUGUUCGGCUGAGGCGUCGCCCUCGGACUUGUUCCAAGCGUCACCUUUAUCGACCAAGGACCUGGAAUUUCAGAGAAUGCUAAUGGACGACCUAUCAUUGUCAUCGGAUAGCGCGGAUAACAGCAAGGCUAGCAUUUUCACUGCUGAAGAAGAGAUCUUCGCCUUCGAGAGGACGGUAUCCCGGAUCACAGAGAUGCAGACCGAGCAGUACUGGACCUCAGGAGUUAAACCCCAGGAGAAUGGGUCUAGCUAAGACCGAGCUACUGUCGACGACUAGCCGAGAAUACAGCGACGUACUCCGAUAUAUAGUCGAGACAUCUUCGUGGUUAAUGUUAAUUAUAUUUUUAACUGGUAUAAGUGAAUUUUUAUUAAAAUCAAAUACCAUUUCCACAAGAGGAAUUUGGGAAAUUAUUUAUUGUAUUAUUGGCAUAAAUAUGUACAUUUCGAUUUCAUGGCUAGAAGGUCAGGACAAUCUGACAAAUUUUUACACUUAAAAAAAAAUAAAUAAAUAUUCAAAAUAGAUAAAAAGAA
Messenger RNA from Nematostella vectensis (starlet sea anemone), 1749 nucleotides. RefSeq names its product AFG1-like ATPase. NCBI's taxonomy places the organism in Eukaryota, Metazoa, Cnidaria, Anthozoa, Actiniaria, Edwardsiidae. Gene Ontology annotation, molecular function: ATP binding; ATP hydrolysis activity. The record is from RefSeq and is a predicted model, not a curated record. Gene Ontology annotation, cellular component: mitochondrion; cytoplasm. The transcript is spliced from 13 exons. Bases 53 to 1471 code for a protein of 472 amino acids.